Cannabis sativa is the source of this 1113-nucleotide messenger RNA. RefSeq lists its product as uncharacterized. Bases 490 to 942 code for a protein of 150 amino acids. The transcript has 2 exons. Lineage: Eukaryota; Viridiplantae; Streptophyta; Magnoliopsida; Rosales; Cannabaceae. The record is from RefSeq and is a predicted model, not a curated record. Gene Ontology annotation, molecular function: zinc ion binding.
UUGUUUUACACUCUAUACGUUUUUUAUAUGAGUAAUUGGCGGCAAAACCUCCCCAACUAUCAAUUUACUUGCAAAAAACCAUCCAACCUCAUAUUUUGGUGGUAAAACCCUCCAAAGUGCACUUCCGUUUACAUUUUUAAGGUACCGUCAGUCUGACCUCGUUAAGCCCUAAUUUUGCCCACGUGGCAAUGACAGGUCAGUUAAAAAUUAUCCUAUGUGGCAUAUUUAAAAAAAAAAUAUUAAAGUAAGUAAUUAACAUAAAAAUAAAAACUUUAAAAUAUAAACAAAACCCUAAAAUUUACAAUAGAGACUGGAAAUUAAAAUCUACACAGAAAAGAAAGAAGGAGACGAAGAAGAAGAGAAAGAGCAGAGAAAAAGAAGAGAAAGAGGGGAAGAAGAAGAAGAGAAAGAGAAGACGAAGAAGAAGAGAUAGAGGGGAAGGAGACGAAGUUCAGCAGAAGAAGGGAAGAACGAAGAACAAGAAAGAAAAUGACUGUAAAAUGUCGUUGUCGUCCUCCGAAGAGAUCUAUGAUUUUCACCUCUUGGACUGAUGCAAAUCCAGGUAGAAGAUUCAUGAGAUGUCCUCUGUACAAUCAAGUUGGUGGGUGUAAAUUUUGGGAGUGGUAUGACCCUCCGAUGUGUGAGCGUGCUGCAGUAGUCAUACCAGGCUUGCUGAGAAAAAUAGGGAAGUUGGAAGAUGAACUUUCAUCUAUGACGUCGAAAAUUGCUGAACUUUCAUCUAUGUCGAAAAUUAAUGAACACUCAUCUAUGUUGAAAUUUGACGAAGAUCCUGAUUUAACAAACAUGGAUGAGGGCUACAAUGAAAGCUUUGAUGACAGCAGCCCAAGUAUUCUUGUUCCUGAAAAUAAAAGCAGUCAAACUUUUAGAUUUGUAUUAAUUUGUAUUGUAGUUAUUUUUGCUUUCCUGUGGUUAAAAUCAUAAAAUUAUGUAAGGUGGUGUUUAGUUUACCGAAAUGUAAUUGUAAUGGUAAUAGGAAUAGUAAUGGAAUGUAAAAGUAAUAGUAAUGGGAAUACUAUUACCAUGUUUGGUUUAUUUUGUAAUUAGAAUUGAACUUAUAAAACUUUGAUUCAGCUAUGGUUUAUUUUGUAAUUA